GGAUGGAUAGAUUCCUUUCAGGAUCAGCGCAAGCAUUUCUUCGUUCGCUCAGAUUUUUUCCAACCGAGAAAACGCUGCACUCUGAUGAUCAAUACAUAAAGAAAGACGAAAUAACGCCAAACUAUGAUUCAAUCGCAAAAACCGAUGUUCAAAACUUUCCAAGCACGGAACAGACGAAGAAAAUGAUGUUCGCCCUGUUUGGAGACGAUGGCCUUUUUAUGAAAGAACAUUUUGAGCGCUCUGGGGAAAUCGACAUUGAAGGUUGUCAAUUAACUAAGGUUUCAAAUCAUUUUUAAAAAAAUAAGUUUAUUUAUACUGAAUAUAAAACGACACAUACUCCGUUACAGAUUCAUGCCUCGCAGUUUAUCAAUAUAUACCGACCCAAAAAUCUCAUAUCUUGUAGCAAGUCUGUCAACAACACGUGUUCGCUCUGCUUGUCCCAAGUUGUCAACAAGUUUGGGCCAAGCUGUUAACAACUUGUAACAACCUUGUUGAUAUUAUCAGACUUGUUGCAAGGUUGUUCCAAUAAGUCCUAUACAGUCAUGAUAUAACAAUAUUGUUACAACUAUAUUAUGACUGUAUCAGAACAACCUUGUAACAAGUCUGAUAAUGCGAUCAAGCUUGUUGGAAGCUGUUAACGGCUUGUUCCAAACUUGUUACAACAACUAGGAACAACAAGUGCGAACACAACUUGUCGACAGCUUGUGAACAGAUUUCUAUAACAAUUUGUUUGCAGACCUGUAACAACUUGUGCGUUUUUACGUGUGUAAUUCUUACCGUGAUCUUGACAAAACAGCGAGAUAUGAAAUUAUAUUCCCGUCCUUGAUCUUCUGUCACGACGAAUUUUGCCAACAAAACAUUCGUUCUGAACGAAGGCAGAUGAACGAAGACGGGAUAUGGAUUCAUGUCUCGCUGUUGAAAUCUAGUCCAGUCCGAACUGGAGGAUUUGAAAUGACAUCUCGUACGAAUAAAUCACUAUUUAAAGUGAGGCGAAUUGACCAUUUGCGUAAUAGACUAAAUUUUGAUCUCAACAAAAAUUUCAAUACAGCUUGAAAGAACAUCACAAAAUUAGUAAUAUUCCAAAAUUUCGUUGCAAAAUGUUGUAAAAUGCGGAAAAUAUAGCCUUGCGAAGUUUGCAAUUUUCAGUCAUUUUAGAUUACAAACCGGAAAUUGACAGCCUCGAAGGGUUUGGGGCUGUCAAUUUCCCGUUUGUAAUCUAAAAUGACUGAAAAUUGCAAAUUUCGCAAGGCUAUAUUUUCCGCAUUUUACAACAUUUUGCAACGAAACUUUGGAAUAUUACUAAUUUUGUGAUGCUCCUUCAAGCUGUGAUGAAAUCUUUGUCUAGACUUGUUUAGUUCAAAAUUUAGUCUAUUACGCAAAUGGUCAAUUAAACUUGAUCCAGUCCAAAGAGUCAAGGACUGAAUUAAUUUUGAUGCAGUCCUAGGCCAGGAUCAAUACACUUCACCAGGUAUCCAGUACUAUCAUGUGAGCAAAAUAAAGCAAUUAUGGUUGGCUAAUUUACUCAUGAAUUAUUAAUGAGUUCGAGAUAAUUCCUUCAUUUUCCUAGGACCGGCUCUAAUGACGAUAUGGAAAAUCUUUCCUAACAAGAGCGUUCUUUUGGACGAACUUCACACUUCAAAAAAUACAAGCAUUGGCUCGAGUGUAUUCUCCGUCCUUACACAAAUGUUAUUUCUUCCACAAGAUGUAUCAAAGCUGGAAACAUGGUUAAUGAAAGGCAUCGAAAUCGGGGAUGAGGAAAAUAACAUCGCUUGUGGUCCGAAAGUUGUUAUUAAUUAUAAAUGUUGUGAGACAACGGGAGAACCGAUAUUAGCCCCAGAAUUUGGUUCCAUAGAAAUGGGAAUGGAUUAA
This is a messenger RNA of Paramuricea clavata, 1869 nucleotides long. The record is from the annotation of a GenBank genome assembly. NCBI's taxonomy places the organism in Eukaryota, Metazoa, Cnidaria, Anthozoa, Malacalcyonacea, Plexauridae.